Notolabrus celidotus (New Zealand spotty) is the source of this 1803-nucleotide messenger RNA. RefSeq lists its product as uncharacterized. The record is from RefSeq and is a predicted model, not a curated record. The transcript has 4 exons. Bases 433 to 1278 code for a protein of 281 amino acids. NCBI's taxonomy places the organism in Eukaryota, Metazoa, Chordata, Actinopteri, Labriformes, Labridae.
GCAGGUGCAUUCAGUCAUAAAGUGCAAUGCAGACCUGUAUUUUGCAUUUAUGGCAUUUGUAUUUGAAUCAAGAGAAUCAGAUAUCGUGUUCACAUGAAGAAUGUUUCCUUUUGACUUUUUUGCAGGCUAGAUUGUUUAACUUAAGAUAUUACAAAAGCAAAAGUGUUAAAGGAGUGAAAUGGGGAAACACUGCAAUGUAAAUGUAAUUGACUCCCUCAAUCAAACUGCACAGUUUUUUUUAACCAAUUCAUCCUUGACAGUAUUAUCAUAGAGACAAGUCCAAAUAAGGGCAUGGGUUUGGCCAUGGUAAGGCUCUCCAUGCCUUUUUACUUCCUUCUUACUGCGUCAGCAACACUCUUCACUGACAGCUAAACACAGACAGCAGCCUUUGUAAGACUUCUUUCUCCACCAAAGCAGUUCUCUGUACCCAGGAUGUUUGUUCACGGUCAGAUGGCUCCCUUGUGCUGGACGGCUGUAACACUGGUCCUGUUGCUGGCUGUUGGAAACAGUUUGGCUGCUGUGGACCAAAACGAACUUGCAGGAAUUGUACAGGAGACCUUGAACAGGUACACACCAAGCUACGAGAGCACCACUGGUGGAAGGAGAUUCCCCAUGUUCAGCCUGGCUGUGAGAGUCCCAUACAACAAAGAAAGUAAGAAGUAUGACAUCAGUCAAGUCACUGACUCUGGUGAAGAAGUGAGGGAAACAAUGAUCAAGUGUGAAGUCUACAGCAGCUCGAGGGUGGUGGCUGCCACAGUUCUGAGAUGGCCCAAUGUUGUGGAUCAGUGUCCUGGAGAACCAGUGCAGUGGCCCGAUGUUCUGAAAAUAUGUGGUCUCAGUGGAAAGACAACUUGGUUGGAUCUUAAAAGAAAAUGCUCUAAGACAGUUAGAGACGGCAGAGCUGAUCACGCAGAGUACCGGACUCUUCAACACUUUAACUCCUUAUUCAAAAACCAGAACAGAAACGAUCUGCUGCUUUUCUAUGUUCUGGCUUCACCGUGUGAUCGAAGAUGCACAAACCACUCAAGUCCCUGGAAUAUUCUUGAAAAGAUUAAGAUGAUUAAGCAGUGGAAUAACUAUGCUGUAGUGUUUUCUGAUGUAUUCCAACCUCGUAACGGACACAUCAUCCCUGAGGAAGACCUCAGAGCAGCUCUUGGGCGGCUUGGGCAGUCAAUCGGUCUGAGCAACAUAUUCCGCUGUACAGAACAAGAUCCAAUGCAAUGUACGAGCUGCUCUAGAGAUGAUACAGUCACGGGGUUUUGUGUUUCAAACUCAUGAAAAUCUGGUCUCUGCAUGCCAGUCCACUUCAUCCAUAAUGGCUAAACAUAGCAGGUUAGAAUCCCUCUUUUAAAGUGUUGACUGGGUGGAUAGUAAUAAAGGAGGAGGUCAGGGGAAAUGGUAAAAUAUGAAUAAUGGUGAUGGUGUAACCUUCUGGCAAAGUGACCUUAAGGUCUUGAAAAGGAGACAGCAGAGGCGACUUAUAUAACUUCCACUGUCACCUUUUUUGGAUUGAUUGAUCUAAUUUGAACUCAGCUGUGUGAAUCAGCUUUGUGUGCAGGCUCAGCUCUCACCAAGACCUGAGGUGUUCAUUUAUGCUUCCAGUCUUUCGGACAAUUUUUGAGGGUUUGGUAUCAGACCAGGAAGCAAACACUCAGUCAUUGUGUAAUCCAGGGGUUCGCAAACUUUUGAGCCCAUAACCCCCAAAAUGUAGGUGCCAAAAACUCGAGACCCCCACUGUCCCUCAAAGUGAUUUAAAGGUGACAUAUCACGCUUUUUUCAUCAACAUAUAUUGGUCUAAGAGGU